AUGGUGUCCGAAACUCAUCAUCCUGAAAAUAUGAAAUCCAAGCAAGUAGUACCUCAGAAUGCACAAGAAACAGGUGAAGAUGUGGCAUUGCGAGCAGAAAUAGCUCGUUAUCGUGAACAACAUGGUGAACUACUCGAACGCUAUGAAAAACUCAUUGAAGAAAUGAAAAAAAAAAUCGAUUCAUUUGAAGAUCUCGCCGAACACGAUAAGGAGUCGAUGAAAAUUCUCAUCGAGCUAGCUCCACUUACUCCACCCCUUCCAUUGAAAGGAAACAACAUUGGUCUCUUUGGUUCGACAUUCACUGGAAAAUCGACCAUGCUCAAUGCUCUUCUUGAUCAAAAUGUUGCUCCAACAGGUGUUGGUGAAAUAACAACUGAAAUUAAAGCAUACCAAGGAUCAACUUUCACACUUUGGGAUAUUCCUGGUCGAAAUGAUGAAUUAUCUUAUUUAAGUAUGGAAUAUAUAUCUUUUUUCAAGGGUCUUACACGACGUUUAAUUCUGAUUCAAGCGACAGUAAAAGAAAAUUCGAGUAUGAUGAAAUUAUUGGAUGAACUUGGAUUAGAUUAUGAUAUUGUUUUUAACAAAUUUGACAAAGUCGAUGAAGAAGAACGUACAGAAGUACAAAAACAAAUCCGAUCUGAAAUACAACUAAUCGGGCUUAAACAAGUUAAAAAUGUAUUUUUUGUCAGUGCAAAACAUCCGAAAAUGUUCUCCGAUCGGAUGACUAUGGUUCAUCAUCUUAACACUCAUUCUACUUGA
Didymodactylos carnosus is the source of this 759-nucleotide messenger RNA. The record is from the annotation of a GenBank genome assembly. Lineage: Eukaryota; Metazoa; Rotifera; Eurotatoria; Philodinida; Philodinidae.